UCUCCUUAUCUCUAGUCCUUAACAUUAUGGAGAACCAUGCAAAAAAGAGCCCCAAAAAUUAAUGCCUCACCACUAAAUUUCUCUUGAUACAUAUUUCAAUUUGCUACUCAAAAUCACCUAUAAAAUAACAUAAAAUUCUCCCAAACCAAACUCACGCAAUAAAUAAAAGCCAAAGAAGCUUUUUUCAACUUUUUUUAAAAAUGGCUUCUUUGCAGAAACUCCCGGUUCUCUUUUUACUCAUUUCGUUAGUCCUCUGUUUCUUCUCCUCACGUAGCAUCAACGCGAAGGAAGAUGCCUUACAGGUAGCUUGCGAAAAAGAUAAGGAAUGCCUUGACCUCCUUAAAGCCGAUAAGGAAAUCAUAGCAGCAGCAAGGAAAGAUUUGGACCUGGGAUUGGCAAUCAUAAAAGCAAUCAUAGCUCAAACAAAAACAACACACGACUACGUAUUAAAGAAAAAAAUGGCAAAUCCUGCGUACACCUCUUGUGAAAAGGAAUGGCUCGAUAUGGGUCCUAAUUUCGAGAUGAUUCUACAAAGAACGAGGAAAAACAAAGGUUAUAAAGAUGAUACAGAUGAUUAUGAUUUACAUAAUGUCGGUGAUGCUGUCGGUCGAUGUGAAACAAGUUUAAAGGAUGCUAAGGUUGUUGAUCCUGAAAUUGAACGAAGAGGAAAGGUUUUAGCAACAUUGAGUGCUGCUGCUAACCGCGCGUUGACGCAUCUAAGUCAAAAGUCUCGGGGCUUAAUUAAAUAAAAUUUCGUCAAUUUCUCUCCUAAAUAUAACGAAAAAAAGAUCGAUUCAUUAGUUUAUGUUGCUCUCCUAAAAUUUUCAUUCUAUGUCAUUGUCUCGUAAUGUAUUGUGUUGUACUAGGAUGAUGAUGUAUUGUACCCCCAAAUGUUGAUCUUGUUGUACUAUUGGUUGUUGUAAAUUAAUGGGUGAUAUUUUUUGGUGCUUUUUAUGAUUAUUGUAU
Solanum dulcamara is the source of this 966-nucleotide messenger RNA. RefSeq lists its product as uncharacterized. Lineage: Eukaryota; Viridiplantae; Streptophyta; Magnoliopsida; Solanales; Solanaceae. Bases 201 to 749 code for a protein of 182 amino acids. The transcript has a single exon. The record is from RefSeq and is a predicted model, not a curated record.